ACUAAAACGGAAUAAAAGAGUAGAUUCACAAGUUCUAUAUUUCCAUGUUGAGCUCUGAGAUACUUUUUUUAACUUAAAUUUGAAAUUACAGAACUUGCAAGUGAAAAUGGUUAUUUCAGUUAAGAUUUGAAUUUGGUAAAGAGGAGCAAAGAUGGCACUGCUGAGAACGUUUUCGUCUGAAGUUACAGUUGUGAAGUCGGACGUAUUUCAGCGGGUUUUAGCCGGAUUUCCUGCAGGGAUACAAAUGGCAUUUGCGUAUGGAUCAGGAGUUUUCCAGCAGACAGGAACAGACAUGUCUAAAAACAUGCUCGACUUUGUUUUCGUCGUUGAUCACCCAGAAGAAUGGCAUAGAGAAAAUAUCUACAGAAAUUCUAAACAUUAUUCUUUUUUGAAGCGCUUAGGUUCAAAAACUGUAACAAAAAUCCAAGAUCGCUAUGGCGCUGGUAUAUAUUUUAAUACCCUCGUUCCUUUUGAACAAAGGUUGAUAAAGUAUGGUGUCAUAGGUACAGAUGUAUUAAUUUCCGAUUUGAUGAAUUGGGAUUCGUUGUAUGUUAGUGGACGAUUACAUAAACCGGUGAAAAUUAUAAAGAAGCCGCAUUCGGCGAGACUCAUUCAAGCUUUACACGCAAAUUUGUGUAGCACUGUUCAUGCAUCCCUGUUACUUUUGCCAGAGACUUUUACGGAGAAUGAUUUGUACACAACAAUAACUGGUCUAUCAUAUAGCGGGGAUUUCAGAAUGAAGUUUGGAGAGGAUAAGGGGAAAGUGUCUAAAAUCGUCGCUCCAAAUUUUCCUUAUUUCAACAAACUUUAUAAACCCAUUUUAGACGAUACUAUGUACUUAAAAUACAAUAAUCGUAUAAAUAUGUUUAUUCAUUACCAGAAUGAAGUUACGAGGUUCUAUCAUCUAAAUCACGUACCGCGUGUUGUCGUAGAAGAGUUGCUAGCAAUCCGUAAAAAAUCAUUCCCCAAUAUCUACCCAGAUGUUGAGGAUAUUGUUCGGAGUACAGCAUUAGAUAGUGGCUGUGCCAAGUACGUGUCUGAAAGUAUUUCGAAUAUUGUGAACAAGUCGAGCUGGAGUCAGAGUAUAAAGAGUAUAUUGACAGCUGGUGUUCGCAAGAGUGUUAGGUAUAGCUGGAGUAAAGUUAAGAAAAUGUUAAAAGGAAUGAAAUCUAAGGCUGGCAGUAAAUGAAAAAUAAGAGAUUGGUUGCAUGGAUAAUCACACAUUAUUUCGUUCCGAAACUAAACAAGUUUAUUUCUGAUAAUUAUAACUCUUAUAAGAGGAGAAUGUAAAACUGCUCCAUAUAAUUUAUUUUUACACUGUGACAGUGAAAUUAUGUUUGAUGAUGUAGCUUUAUGGCAUUUUUUUCCAUUUUAGGAUUCAAGCAAAUAAAUGUUUGUCAGCUACUUAAGUCAGAAUGUUAUGUUUUGUCCAAAAAGUUGUAAACAUAAUGAUUUAAAAUAUAUUUUUAUACAGUACCACACUGUUAAACAGUUACUGAACAUUUCAAACCACAAUUAACAUUAUCUUACAGAUUAGAAAAAUCUUCAAUCAGUCAUCAAGGAGAAUUAUAAUGCCUAAAAUGGGAUUCAAACCUAUGGCCUCAUAAGAAGUUUUGUGUUGCAUAUGUACUUAAUAUGAUGAAGUAUGUUAAACUUUGUUAAAUAUUUAUCUAUUUUUCUUAUUACUCAUAUAGACACUAAAGCAAUAAUUGUACUUGAAGAUAUUUUGCACCAGAUUUCGUAAUCUAAAAACAAUAGUAGAGGGUCAUAUUUUGAGAAAGAGUAAGUUGAGUUAAAAAAAGUGAUCCUUGCAACUAAUUUUGAAGGGAAGGGAGACCACUCUGCAAUAACUAUUGUUGGACUUUAUAUCAGAAGGUGAUUUAAAUCCCCUGCAAGUCACACAUUUCCAUACCACUUUGCAUGGGAAAUCAUAACUAAGUCUUAUUGUUUAAGAAAUAAUAAGUUCCCAAACGUGGUUUAUCGUAGAAUAACCCGAGUUUUGAGUUCUUAUGCGUAAGAAUAUAUUGUUUCGAAUAAGAAGGAAAAAACUCGGGAUAUUCUACGAUAAAUCACACUUGGGAACUUAUUAUUCCGAUUCUAACAUGACAUACUAGUAUCAACAGUGUUAGAAAAAAUGGUAACUACUUUUUGCGACCGUGCUACGCACCUGGAUUGGAUGACAUCAUUGCAUGCGAGUGGUUUAUUGCAGAAUAGCCCGAGAUAGAUUUUGCUCUACAUGUAUGUAGGUUAUUUGCUUGUCUGUUAGAAUAAUAAUUAAUACGGAUUGAUUUUAAUAUAGACAACAGUAUGUAACAAAUCAGUGUUCUGAAAAGAUACAACUAUAAAUUUCUAUUCAAGAAAUGCUCUGGGCGAAUUGUGACAUCUUCUGUACUGAAAUGUGUCAAAAAGCAUGGAAUUUCUCAAGGUGGUAUGUUCAUAAAGAGAAACAUGUACUGUAUAUGUAUAUAUGUAUGUACUUAACAAAUGUAUUCAGUUUUACUGUAAGUACAUUUUUGAAAUUUUGCGUACUCAUAUCAAUAAGUCAUUAAUAACAUUUUCUAAAACUAUGCCAUCAUAUAAGUUUACUCAUUUUACCACCUAAGGUAGUUCUGCACGUUUGGCUAAGCCGCUCAAAAAUGUUUCUGCAAUGUAGAAUUUGACUUCUAUGUAACACUGAUUUUUCAAAACUUCAGAAACUUCAAACUAAAAACAUUCUGCAAAUAAAAAAAGAUGGGGUUGUGUGCUUGAUUUUUUGCUAGACUGAUUUGAAAAAUUUGGACCUAACACUAAAACUAAAAGUUUUCGUAAUGGAAAUCUAUGGGAAAAUCACAAUUUUGUUAACAUUUUCGUGAAUAGAAAUUUUUCUACAAAGUAGAUUCUAAUGAAACCCCUCAUAUUCGUAAAUAAACAAAUGGCCUGUAAUAUGGUGAAAUAUAAUGUAUAUAUGUCUGUAUGUCAGUUGUUUUUAGAUAUUUGCUCAAGAUUAAAUUGGUUAUCACAUUUCAAGCUGAUUUUAAAAGAUUAUUGAGAAUGAUUUAACACGCCAGACGUUUUAGUUACAUAUUUUAUCUUUAGAUACAUAGUAACAUUGUUGUAUUAAUAACUGUACCUGCAGAUUUCCAGAAACUUAUAAAAAUGAUUUUCGUUCCUGAGUCCAAGCUUUAUUUUACAUUUUCUGGAUUAAUGAUGUUACGCCAGUACUUCCGGUUUAUCAAACAUGCAGAAGUACCUUACACCCAUUCUUGAAAAGUCACAAGUAUGAACUAAAGUGUCUAGAAUUUGCAAAAUAGCUUAAACCGUUUUAAAGGAAGAACAUGACAGCAAAAGAAGAAAAUACCAUAUCAUCAGAGAGCAUUUAAUUUUUGUGUAAUAUACAUGUAACCAUUCUCUUGUAAAACUUCCAACUUUAUCCUUAAAAAUGGUAUUCACCCAUAUUCUCAAAGCACAACUUCUCUGAUGUAUCUUUGUGACUUUUGAAAAUUCUGUGUGGCAGUAAAUUGAAUAAAAUUAUGUAUAUAUUUGCAAUGGUAGUUCAAUAAGUUUAGAAUUUUGAUUUUUUACUUACAACAUAUUGAUCUAAAUGUGUAUUUAAUUUCAGAAAAGUACUUUCAGUAAUAUUUAUGAUAUUGGCAAAAUAGCUAUUGGUGACAUAGCAGUUUUGUUCAGUUUAAAUAAAUGUGUCAAACAUUUUGACUCAAAAUAUGCAACAAAUAUCUAGAAAUAUGAGAAAAUCAAAGAAACAUUUUAAAUAGUGCUUGCAGAAUGACUGUUCUAUCCUCUAUUUCAGGUAACAGAUGUUUAUUUUUCAGUUACUUAGAUAAGAAGUAAAGUGUGAAUUGAAAAAAAUAUAUAUUCCAGAGAAAAUUAUUAUUCAGGUUGUUUCCCUUUAGUAAAGAGGUUUAUGAAUAAUGUUUCAAAGGUUGGUAACAAUUUAACUUUAAAGAAUUCAUCCCUUAAGUUCUACUAUAAUUAUUGAAGAACAAAAUUUGUAUAGAAAAAUGUACACUUACGCACAUUUGUAAGAUGUUCACAGGCUGCAUCAGUAUUUGUAUACACUGAAUAGUUGUUAAGAUAUAGAAACUCUAUGCAAUUAUGAUUUGUUUUUGUAUUAAAGAGAACAGUAAAGUGUAAUGAUUA
Messenger RNA from Mercenaria mercenaria, 4137 nucleotides. RefSeq names its product phosphatidate cytidylyltransferase, mitochondrial-like. The record is from RefSeq and is a predicted model, not a curated record. Gene Ontology annotation, cellular component: mitochondrion. The coding region runs from base 152 to 1189 and encodes 345 amino acids. Lineage: Eukaryota; Metazoa; Mollusca; Bivalvia; Venerida; Veneridae. The transcript has a single exon. Gene Ontology annotation, biological process: cardiolipin biosynthetic process; CDP-diacylglycerol biosynthetic process. Gene Ontology annotation, molecular function: phosphatidate cytidylyltransferase activity.